AGGGCCCCGGUCAGACGUCCCCAGUAAACAUUAGUAGGUAUAUGACUGAAGAUCGUUUUUCCAUUGGAGCACGUGUUGAGGAUGAAAGCGUUUCUAACAGGUUUGUUAGUGCACUCCGUGCACCAACAAAACCUCGACUGGUUUGUUAGUGCACUCCGUGCUGACGUCGGCCCGGCAUCGGCAAAGCAAACAUCGGGGUGACGUCGGCAUCUCGGCAUCAGCAUGCCGACGUCGGUCUAACCUCGGCACGGCGUCGGCUGGACGUCGGGAGGCAGUCAAGUGACAUCCGUCUGCCAGUCCCAGAAAGCCUGGGCUAGGCUUCAGUGGCGAGCGGAACAUUCUAUUGCCAUGCUCGGGUGGCCGAUAUCAACAACGCAGGGGUCUUCUUUAAGUUGAAGUAGUCCAGAAGCAUGGCUGCUCUUCUGAUCAGUCGCAUUGUCUACUCCAUUACAAAUGCAAGUGGAUCAAGUGCCGCCAGGGGCUGGCUGCGCGCUGGUGCCGGUCGCCGCUGGCAGCGACCCCCGGACCCCUCUGGCGCCCUCCCGGGCCACGCCUGCAGUCUCUGCGGACAGACCCGGGCGCUGCACAUGUCCGCGCGCCUGCUCAAACAGAGGAAAACCAAGGAGACCAAAAAGCUGGCCUUCAAGCCGAAGGCCAAGUCGGACCCGGUGGUGAAGAUCUGGCGGAAUAUGACGGUCGCCGAGCUGGCUGCCGCGCUCGAGAAGACGGAAGACCACGUGUACGAGGCGAUGCUGUUCAUCCCGGGCACGGACGACUACGACUCGUCCCACGCGCCGAUCGGAGACAUCAGCGUGCUGCAGGGCGUGGUGAAGAAGACUGGCCGGCGCGCCGCCGUGGUGGCUGCCCCGGAGCCGGCCGCGCCGCCCGUCAGCAAGGACAUCGCGCGCAGGCCGCCGCCCGCCGACUGGUCGGCUGUGCCCCGCCGGCCGCCCGUGGUCACCAUUAUGGGCCACGUGGACCACGGCAAGACGACGCUGCUCGACGCGCUGCGGCACUCGCACGUGGUGGACUCUGAGUUUGGAGGAAUCACUCAGCACAUCGGCGCCUUCAGAGUGCAGCUGGACGACGAGACAAUGACCUUCCUGGACACGCCCGGGCACGCGGCGUUCUCAGCGAUGCGUCACCGCGGCGCUCUGGCCACCGAUCUGGUGGUGCUCGUGGUGGCGGCUGAUGACGGCGUGAUGGAACAGACUCGCGAGAGCGUCCGGCACGCGGAGGAUGCCGGCGUACCGCUCCUGGUGGCCAUCAACAAAUGUGACAAACCGGAGGCCGAUGUGGAGGCCACGAAGCGCUCGCUACUCGAGGCCGGCGUGCAGCUGGAGGAGCUCGGCGGUGAGGUGCAGGCGGUGCAGAUCUCGGCCCUGCGCGGACACGGCCUCACGGAGCUCAAGGAGACCAUCCUGACGCUGGCAGAGCUGCUCGACCUCCGGGCGGAGCGGACCGGGCCUGUCGAGGGAGUUGUACUCGAGAGCCGAACGGACCCCAAACGAGGCCGGCUGAGCACGGUGCUAGUGCAGCGCGGCACGCUGCGCCGCGGCGCCGUGCUGGUGGCCGGCGGCUGCUGGGCGCGCGUCCGCGCCAUGUUCGAUGACGCCGGCCGGCCGGUGCAGCGCGCGCCGCCCAGCGCGCCCGUCGAGGUGCUCGGCUGGAAGGAGCUGCCCUCGGCCGGCCUCGAGGUGCUCGAGGUCGACUCAGAGAAACACGCCAAAGAGGUGGUGACGUGGCGGCACCACCAGGAGUCGUUCAGGAAGGCGCAGGAGGACCAGGAGGCGGCGCAACAGAGGCUCGAGAAGCACCUGUCAGAGUACCGAGCCGAGCGGGAGGAGAGACUCAAACGGGGCCUCAGGUACCGACCAGCAUCUAGCAGAGGUCCACGUCAGAAGGAAAUAACCGACGAGCACACGGGUCCGACACUGUCUGUCAUCGUUAAAGGCGACGUGGACGGCUCAGUGGAGGCCAUCCUGGACGUGCUGGACACGUACCACGAGUCGGACGUGCGGCUCGACCUGGUCCACUACGGCGUCGGCAACGUCACCGAGAGUGACGUCAGCAUCGCCAAAAUGUUCAACGCUGUGGUGUACGGGUUUAACGUGGAGGCUCCGCCCGAUGUGGCGGCCCGUGCGCGGUCCGACAACACGCCCAUUCGUCUGGUGAACGUCAUAUACCGACUGGUGGAUGACGUGCGACAGGAGCUCAACAAACUGAUGCCGCUCAAAGAGGUGGACGAGGUCAUAGGAGAGGCCAACGUCCUUCAGGAGUUUGUCGUCACGGAGAAGAAGCACAAGAUCCCCGUGGCCGGCUGUCGGUGUACCAAGGGCCAGCUGAAAAAGGCCGACAAGUAUCGACUCGUCAGAGAGGGCGAGACGGUCUACGACGGCACUCUGUCAUCAAUGCGCCACUUGAAGAACGAGGUGGACACGGUAAAAAAGGACGUCGAGUGUGGCCUGAUGCUGGCCGAUCCCGAGGUGCGCUUCCAGCCGGGAGAUGUACUCGUGUGUUACCGAACUGUGAGGCGGGAGCAGACCACCGACUGGGACCCGGGAUUCUAGGGGAGGAGGGGAGGGAGGGGGCGGGCGCGGCUGCGGCCGUUACACGGGGUAUUGUGCUGUGUUGAACUGCCGGUGUAUUGUUUCCAGUCAUUGUUACCGUACCGGCCGAAUUAGAGCGCUAUUGCAAUUGUGAGAAUGGAAUGAUCGCGAUGUCGGGUGAUACUGCAAUAGACAUGUGAAACUCA
Molecule: messenger RNA, 2755 nt
Organism: Amphibalanus amphitrite
Lineage: Eukaryota; Metazoa; Arthropoda; Thecostraca; Balanomorpha; Balanidae
Product: translation initiation factor IF-2, mitochondrial-like
Exons: 17
Coding region: 411-2570 (719 amino acids)
Molecular function (GO): GTP binding; GTPase activity
Source: RefSeq, a predicted model, not a curated record